UCACAUUCUCCAUGGGGUCUCUGGUAGGCCAUGUAGCUCCUGGUAUUGGCUUCCUGCUAAUCGGAAUAUGGCAUCUCUUCAACAACAUCAAGCUCUUCUCUCUCCACCCUAACACCUAUCGUUCCCUCCCUUGGUUCCCAGCCCCAAAGCUCCGUUUCCUCGAACUCCUCCUCAUCGCCGCCGGUAGCUCCGCUUCCAUAGCCAUGGAGCUCUUCAUCGGUCCGUCACGCCACCAACCCCUUGACUCCGACUUCACUAUCCCUUCCUACCAUUUACACAACUUCGAGCACGCUUCCAUCUCCCUUUCUUUACUCAUGCACGCUGCUUUCGCCAUGGCUUUAGACCGAGCUGCCACUGCAACCGCUAAGCAGGAACUUACCAAUCUCACCGCAGCGGCAGCAUUUGGGCAACAAUUAUUGCUUUUUCAUCUUCACUCGACUGAUCAUGCAGGGGUGGAGGGACAAUACCAUUGGCUUCUUCAGCUCGUUAUUGCCAUUUCUCUCAUUACCACUUUGAUGGGCAUUAGCCACCCCUGCAGCUUUGUGAUUGCCUUUGUUAGGUCAACUAGCAUCUCUUUGCAGGGGAUCUGGUUCAUCGUCAUGGGCUGCGCUCUGUGGACGCCGGCGUUAAUCCCCAAGGGCUGCUUCAUGAACGCCGAGGACGGUCACUACGUUGUCCGCUGCCGGAGCGACGAGGAGCUUCACCGCGCUAAGUCUCUGGUCAACAUCGAAUUCUGUUGGCUUCUCUCCGCUGUCGUCGCUUUCUCGUUGCUCUGUUACCUCUUCUUGAGCAGGAAGUAUGAGAAGGAGUCGGAGUAUGACUCCAUUGAAGAGGAGGAGAUGGAGGAUUUGGAGCUUGGGAAGAAGAGUAAGAGCAAGCUUGAGGUCUCUGAUAGCUUUGUGAAUAUGGAAAGGGUGAUGAGCUCCAUAGAGCUUGAGAGGUGAUUAGAGGGCUUAAUUGGGAGUUUUUAUUGGUGUUUAAUUAAUUAAUGAAGAUAUAAGGGGCUUUCUAAUUAAGUUAUUUAUAAUUAUCUUGUUUUUAGAAAAAUCUUUAUUGUAGAAGGAAGACGUUAUGUAAUUCAAUGUAAAUAA
Molecule: messenger RNA, 1091 nt
Organism: Dendrobium catenatum
Lineage: Eukaryota; Viridiplantae; Streptophyta; Magnoliopsida; Asparagales; Orchidaceae
Exons: 2
Coding region: 12-944 (310 amino acids)
Source: RefSeq, a predicted model, not a curated record